CUUGAUCAAUGGCCAUCUGUCGCAAAACCACGUGAACAAAAGAACGAAACCUACAUUGAAAAAGAGGAAUUAGAUCUUUAUAUUUACUGCAGUAAUAACAUCGCAGAAUGAAUGAAGCCAUGCAAAAGCUGAAACAGUUGGAUAUGGGAAAUCGUCUUCUUCUAACCCUUACAAUAUACGUAAGCUUUGUGAGUUCAGAAAUGCAAUCACUGCAUAUGAUCCAUAUGUGCCUUUUGAUUUUUGUAAAGGUUGAGAAGAGGUCUAUCAAAACGAAGCAGGCGUGUUAUGUCUUCAACAAAGUCCCGUGUUUGUAGCUUUCAUCCACCAGAUGGAGACACUUUACAGAUAAUAGCCCUCUGGUCACUCUGAUUUGAUGAAGCAAGUUAUAGGGUUGAAACACAAAAAAUGAAGUUUCAGAUGGAGCUCACUAUACAGUCAGGUUAAGGGAAAACUAUCCAGAACAAAUGAAAGGCAAACAAAGGAUUCAAUUAAGUCAUCAACAUUCAUGAUUGUCUCAUAUGGGUCAAGUGCUUUAUUGUAAUUGUCGGUGCACAGUGGAUGAUCUUGGAUGUAUAAUCACAACCUAUCUCAUACGAUUACAAGACAAACUUAGUUUAUGUAUCAGUUUGUUUGGUCUCUCGAUGCUUCAACUAACCUAUAUUGGACUUAUCGGUCUUAUAAAAGUUCUCUUAAAUUAACCUCAUGGACCCUGUAGCUAAAAAAUGUUGUUAAUGUAAAAGGCAAUCUGCCACAUUUCCAUUUGGAGUUAUGGGCUUCUCUAUAGAUGACCUUAGUUUAGUGUGCAGAAGCAUCACCAAAGUCAUAAUAUAAUAGAAUAGGCUUAAAUCAAUGUUUUGAACCCCUCAAAUUACUGCCCUCUAGCGGUGCGCAUUGAACACACCCCAACCACGAGACGCUCCUCUGUGCGCUCACUUCUUCCCGACACUUUCUUCUCUGCCCCUUUCACCACAGCUUUGUCGUAUUCCUCCACUCUUCCUCUAACCUAAACAUGAGCUGGAUCUUUUUUCCUUUUAUUCACUUGGCCGCGUUUGCGUUACCUCCAAAUCAUCACUGCCUUUGUUUGGAUAUGCUUUUAAAUAUUAACAAGUUAUCAUGUCAUCACUGACUGGAAGAGGAGAGAGAUUUCCCGGCUUGGUUAGAGGUACAGCUUGGGACACACAGACGCAGCAUCACGGUGACUUUUCCGCACUCCGCCCGGCUCCCGAGGGCUCCAGAGACGACACACUUAGGAAUACGAUGUGCCAGAGAUCGUCCUACAAGUCCCUGCCUGGAUACGGAGUUGGGGAGCGAGGAGCCAAUAUGUCGUACGGUACCGGGACAUUAUGUCGGAGCACGGUAUCGGCGCUGACUGGUUUCGGGCGGGCCGAACAGAAAGUUACCUGUUGUGAGAAGUGUUCCACCACGUUACUGGGACUGAAGAAACAAGCUCUCAGUCUGGCGGUUCAUCAACAGUUUUCAUGCAAGGACUCCAGUGAUCUUUCAUCCUUUCUCCAUGACAACCUGCGCAUCCAGAGCCGGCCUACAGAUUCUUGGGAACAUGGCGAAUGCAGCACCUGUGGCACCACUGUGAAUGACCUCAAACAGGAAGCCAUCUUUUUGGCUCUUAACCGAGGUCAGGUCCCAACUCGCCCCCCCUUCGAACCUUCUUUUGGACCACCCUUCCCCUCUGCGACUUUACUGGGACAUCUAGAUUCAACAUUGACCAAAUAUGAGGAGAGACCAUCCAGAGACUUCACCAGGACACUGCAGCAUUUCCGAAGCAGAACCCAUAGCCCACUCCGAAACCAGUGUAGCCCCCAGAACACCAGGGCACCCUCCAGUCCCAAGACCCCACAACGAACACCCCAAACGCUGAGAAGGAGGGGUGCGAAGUCCCCUCACCGUGACAUGGACCGCUGGGUGGAUGAGCAGAAACAGCUGGUGUCUUCUAAAUCAACUCUUCCACGCGUUCGCCAUCAGACUGCAGACAAGUCGAGUGGUGAGGCCGGGGCGGUGCAGAUAAACUCCAAACUGCCUCAUAUUACUAGAGUGGUGACCAUCGCCAAUACGGCAGCCAUGUCCUUCUUGGCUAAAGCGGCAGAAAAGCUCAAUCUGACACUAAGGAAAAAAGGCCAUGCGUCUGACUCUGCUCCCGCUCAGUUCUCCACCUGCUUCAGAGACGUGAUCCAGAAAAACCCGCCCGCGGCCCCCUCCUGCCUGCUGCAAGCUGCCACCAGAACCAAAGACUCGCCCAGUGUUGGCAAGGUUAGAGUGGUACUGCGUGUGAAUCCAGACCUGCCUCAGAGUCCAGGGCCUCCUUCAAUUCUUCAGGUCGACUCGUCCCGGAGAAGAGUCACAGUGAUGGAGCCGUUUUAUAAGGGCCACCCCUACAGCACUCUGACCCUGGGUCGAGACAAGAGCCUGGUCAAAACUUUCAACUUCGAUGCCACAUACCCACAACACGCCAGCCAGGCUGAUCUCUGCGCGGGAGUUUUGCCUGACGUCAUCCGCUGUGUACUGAGUGGAAGUGAUGGCUGUGUGCUGGCCCUGGGCUGCUCUGAUGUGGGCUCUUGGUCUAGUAUGGUGGGCAGUGAUGACAGCCCCCAGAAGCUGGGGCUCAUUCCUUGCGCCAUCUCCUGGUUGUACGCUGCCAUCGAGCGACGUAGAGAGAAGACCUGGACAGACCUCAGUGUUUCGGUGUCUGCCUUAGAGCUGUGCUGUGGAGAGGAGGACACACUCAGGGACCUGCUGGGAGAGAUGCUACCAACAGGGGGCAGUAUACAGGACAGUCCCACAGCGCACAUAAAACUGCAAGAGGACCCGGUGUGUGGAGUGCAGGUUCGUAACCACAAUCGUGUGAAGGCGCCAACAGCAGAGCGAGCCGCCUCUCUGCUGGAUGCCGCCAUCACAGCUCGACGUCACACAGACUUUGUCACGUACCUGUCCCACAGCUCCAUCAUGUUCUUCACUCUUCACGUCCAGCCCCCGCGCACAGAGACCAGCACCAUUGGAAAAGGUUCUCGUGGACCAACUAAACUGACGAUGAUAGACGUGUGUCGUGGGAUGAGGUAUAGCAAAAACAGAUAUCCAUACGCUGAACUGAGCCCCAUUGUGCUGUCUCUGCUCAAUGGACAGAGGACUAUCCCCAACAAAAGCAGUAAGCUGUCUCUGCUCCUCCGAGAGUCUUUGGGUCACGUGAACUGCCACACAGCGGUCGUGGCUCAAGUCUCAGACUCAGUGUCUCUUCUGGACGAGACUCUGUCCACCAUUCAAACCGCCGCCAAAAUACGCAGGACACAAAGGAGAGCACAGCAGUCUGGGUCCUGCUCACCUCACGCCCGAAGUCUGACGAGAGAGAAGAAAGCUCCUAAAACACUGUCGCUCCGAGCGUUCCACUCCACAGAGGAAGUGGACUCCGACGUGCGCCCUCUCCGUUUCCGUGGUAGACUUUAUGAUGAACAAUCAGGCAGUGAGCAAUCCUGCGACACCGUCAUUCAAAUCGAUUCGCGGGGGCUAGUCCAAGCUAAUGCUGCACCACGAGUCAACCAACCGGAAUUUGUGCCAAUUAUUCCGUCUUUGCACCCAAGUAAAACUGAGGUAGAUGACCCGGAGUUUACAGCUUUGCUCAAAGAACUUCUCAAAAUCCCACAGCUCCAUGGCGACAAGAAAAAACAGGAAGCUGUGAUCGAAACUUUAAAAUGUGAUACGUUUGCCGAACUUCAAGAGCGCUUGGGUUGCAUUGACGGGAGUGAGUUGACAGCAGAAACGUUAAAACUGGUACAAAAUGCGGUGAAGUUAGAACCCGUGAAAAAUAAUGUAGACAUUAGGGUUUCAAAGGCGGCGGUAUUGAGUCAAACCACCAAUCAGAAGCCUGGUGCAGAAGCUGAUGCUGCUUUCAAUGGAGACAGCUUUCAAAGAGAGGACUCAGGCUUGUAUGACUGCGAAGAGUGUAGCGCUGCAAGCUCAGGUGAAGAGUUGCUCAACCAAACACUGACACGAAAUGCAACUCGCCACUCAGAAAACCACAAAAUUAGCAAGAAAGCAGAUGGUCUUAGUGUUAUGAAUCAGCCCAAAAGUUCUCAAGAUCCUGCUGAAAGUUGUGAAUGGUACAAACCGGACAAAAGAGCGUCACCAAUUGGCAAAAGUAACUCACCAUCUACCUCAUGCCCCAAUUCUCAAACUACAAGCGUGGUCUUAGGGGACAUUUUGCCGAAUGUACCUUCAACAGAAAACAAAGAAAUGAAAGCAACUAUCACUGUAACUGUCAAACAACCGCUUGAUCAGAAAGGACAAGAUGAAAUUGUGUUCUCAAUGGUAGAAGAGGUUACAAUAAGUGGGGGUAUGAGUAGCGUUAGCACCACUGGUAAUAUUAUUUGUUUUCAAAAUGCCUCACAGAACGGACAAAAAGGCGGAGGUAGCUCACAGCCAAUAAGAAUAAUUAGCAAUGUGAUGGGGGAUGAUGCGAAUGCUACAACAGAAGCUACUCCAAAAGAAAUCGUAAGACCAGAGAAGGGGUCACUACCUUCAUUUAUAAACCCAAUGCUAAUGAAUACAGACAUUGAGGAGGUAGAAGAGAGUGCCAAAAAGGAGAAACAUUCAAAUGAGAUUAAGUUGGAGAAAGAGAUAAAGAAGAAAGAGGUCAAAUGCAAGGAGCAUAGUAAGCCCCUAGAGACAAAAAGUGGUAGUGGUGCAAAGGACGAUUCAAAAAUAAAUUCAACAGACAACAAAACAUGUACCAAAAUGUCUAAAAGUCCAGAGAAAAGCCAACCCACCGAUGCGGACAGUGUCUGUGCCAAUAAUUCCCCGAAGACUUCCCGGCGUGAUUGCCCUGUUGACGAAAUCACUCCCCUGAGAACUGGAGUAGCACCUGGUUGUCAAGGCGCUACCACCCCCGUUGUCUUCAAAUCAGGAACUUUGCCCAGGGGUUGGCAAGAUUCCAAAGUCUUAUCCAAUGACAGUCACCGGGGCAACCUCAAAGACCCAAUAGAGGUGACAUCAUCCACACCCGGGAGCCCUAGGGUGACAGUAGACAAGUGGGAGGGUCGGCAGUAUUCUCACACGAACAAAGAUGCAAGUUUCACUCCAAAAAAAGCAAUGCCAUCCUUGUUUGAAAGCGGUAGGUCCAAGUCGCCUUUCGAUGACACAAGUAGACUGUUUAGUGUCAAACUUGAGCAGCUAGUUAGCCGUACAAACUCUCUUGAACGUAACCCAAGAGAUUUUCCAAUUUUUGAGCACGGCAGUAGCAGUACUAGCUCCAAGUCUAGUUCAAAUGGUGCGAGUAAAAGUUAUCGUGUUCACAGUGAAGGUGACUACACUUUACCGAGGACUAGCAGGAGCCCAAAGAGGAACGCAAAGCUUGAUCAAAACUAUGCAACUGUUGAGUAUGGAAAGCAGUCUAAACUUUCAGCUAAAGAUAAGCUAAAGAUCGCUAGCCCCAAAGUUCGUCGACAAUCCGCGCCAAGCAUCAAGAACAUGAGUUUACCACAUAAGAAUGUUCAUCAAUCUUCAAUCAACCGCAGCGCCAGCCUCUCCCCAGACGGCAAAACUGUUAGCUUUGAGCGCAUGUCAACUUUUUUGUCAUCUUCUCCUCCAAGAUCUCACCAAUCUCUUAGCAGGACGCCAAGCCAAAGUUCAACAUGUUCCUCUAGUAAAUCUGCCAUCCAAGGAUUUGUCAGUGGUUCAAUAUCAGAACUCCUAAAAGAUCGUUCCGGAAGUCCAAGUUCACUGGAUCAAAUGAGCACGAUCCCAUCACCGUACAGCCAAGUCACAGCACCUCGCCUUCCGAGUCCAAAUGGCUACGCCAGCGAUACGACCAGUGUGUUAAGUGGAGAUCUGCCUCCUGCUAUGGGGAAGACAUCGCUGUAUUUCUCCAACAGGAAUAGCACAGUGAGCAGCGGAUAUGGAAGUAUGCUCCGGGAGAGGGACAGUGAAGCCAGUGACAGGAGUGGAUCAGGGCUCAGUGCUGGGCGCAGCGGGAGGUCCUCCAAAAAGAGAGGCCCCACAGGGGUUCACCAGCGUCGCCAACACGAGUCGUCCCAGUCUCUGAAGCGGUCAACCAGUGGACCUCGGUCUCGAUUCGUGGAGCAUGAAAUCCCAGAAGGCUACGAAAUAAAAGUCUACGAUAUUGACAAUGCGCAGAGAACGCAGAAGAGAUCUGGGCCCAAUGUUUUUCAGUGCCAGGCUGAGGUUUUUGGAGCAUCAUCAGAAGAGGAUGUCAGAGGAACAGUAUCACACCGACCACAUGGGGGAGCCAGAGGAGGCCAAACUCUACAACAUAUCACAGCCCACCAUGUAGAGCCAAGAGGAGGUGCUUUCACAGACCUUCGUGGACACAGGGGCUCUUAAACUGGAGAUCAUGUCGAGCUCAAUCACUGCUGCUGCCACUAGAGGGAGCUCUAUGGAAACAAAUACACUGAACAACUACUUGAGCUGAAAGAGAUAACUUCUUUGAUGUACAGUUGAUUUUAUUGUUUACUGAAAAAAUGAAUGCACUUUUCACUUUAUUUUGUAUAUCAUUAGUUAUCACUUGCUUCACGAUUCUGGUGCUACUGCUUAUCGACUGUAUAAUUUUUUACCAUGUUUUAUAUUAUGCAAAAUUCAAGCGUCCCGUUGGUAAUUCUGUGUCUGAAUUGCCUUUGUGGGAAUAGUUAAUAAUAGGCUAUAACACUGUUGUAUUUUGAAUCUGCACUUAGCUUGUAACUAUUGUACAUUUAAUCAAUCCAUAUCCUUAUUGGUAAGUAACAAAAUGUGUGAAUUUCCAAACUAAACAAAAAGAAGAACAUCCAGGUACGUUGAUAUGCUAAUUGAGGAACUGGUGGAUUUGAAUAAUAGUGCAUCUAAAAACUAAAAGUGCUUUUUUUUGUAUAAUAUCAUCUUUUAUGGGUAAUUAUAAAACAUUACAGCAUGACUGUGGCUGGAUAAAAACCAUUUUGUCUAAUGGAGAAAUAAUGUGAUUUGAAAUAACAUCAUGUGACCUCUGAUGUCUCUGAGCCAAAAUCAAUGGCCACUGUUGGUUUGGGUCAGACUUUGUGAGCUGU
Boleophthalmus pectinirostris (great blue-spotted mudskipper) is the source of this 7037-nucleotide messenger RNA. RefSeq names its product kinesin family member 26Bb (gene kif26bb). Bases 1114 to 6345 code for a protein of 1743 amino acids. Gene Ontology annotation, molecular function: microtubule motor activity; ATP binding; microtubule binding. NCBI's taxonomy places the organism in Eukaryota, Metazoa, Chordata, Actinopteri, Gobiiformes, Gobiidae. The transcript is spliced from 15 exons. The record is from RefSeq and is a predicted model, not a curated record. Gene Ontology annotation, biological process: microtubule-based movement.